Molecule: messenger RNA, 1875 nt
Organism: Pseudo-nitzschia multistriata
Lineage: Eukaryota; Bacillariophyta; Bacillariophyceae; Bacillariales; Bacillariaceae
Source: the annotation of a GenBank genome assembly
UAUACCGUAGCAAGCAAAAAAGUUAGCUGUAUCUUUGCUCUAGCAGGUCAGUGGAUAAGCCAAAGCGGGGUUCUUGCAUCAUUCCAUUAGACAGAUCCAAUAGAAUCCAUUUAAGACCAGUAACGACAAAAGCAAAGGAGACUCAACGCCGUUGCCGAAGGAGAGAAGAACGGAAGAUCGGAAUAACCAAAGCCUGCCCCAGUUUCGGAUAGCGUCACGUAGUCUCCCACCCAACAAUGUCCACAUUCGGAUCUCCGGCACCCACGUCGGGCAAGCCCCGAUCGAUCGCCCAGGGGGACUGCUGCGUCCCGCAGGCCGGGACGGACGGGAUCUCCUCCCUGAAUUGGUCGCCCACCGCGAACUUUCUGGUCUCCUCCAAUUGGGACUCGGGGGUCCGGGUCUGGGAGGUCCAGUGCAACGCCCCAAACCAGGUCGCCGCCCAGCCCAAGGCCCAGGUCAACCACGAGAACAAGAUGCCGGUCAUGGACACGUGUUUUUCCGCGGACGGCUCGACCGUCUUCUCGGCCGGGGCCGACAAGGCGGUCCGGAUGUGGCGGCUAGGGGAAACGCCGCCCAACAACGUCGCCCAGCAAAUCGGAGUCCACGACAAGCCGGUCAAGUCGGUGGGAUUUCUCAGUUCUUCGAAUCUGGUAGUCUCGGGGGGAUGGGACAACAAGCUGAAGGUAGGUUUGCAACUGGGCAUUGCUUCUUUGUUGCUCUUCCGGUUGGGUUCGUGUUUACGAGAAGCAGGGAUCCUGCUUUCGUUUGUGCGAGAAUGCCACUAGUUCUAACACCCGGGAUUUGAAAAUUCUUUUUUGCAUAAACGAAUGCUUGAUCCGUAACAAUGGAACAGUUCUGGGAUACACGAUCUCCCACACCUGCGGGAGAGUUCGUUCUUCCCGAACGAAUCUAUGACCUAGACGUUCGGGGGAAUCUCAUGGUGGUCGGGACCGCCAAUCGCAAGCUGUACGUGUAUGAUGUCAGCGGCCAACCCAGAGAACACAGCACCAUGGAGUCUCCCCUCAAAUACCAAACGCGCUGCGUCCGCUGCUUUCCCGACCAAACGGGCUUUGCCUGCGGCAGUCUCGAGGGCCGCGUUGGAAUUCGAUACGUCACGAAAGUAGCCAACAAGGACCACUUUGCCUUCAAGUGCCAUCGCCAAGGAAACGAUGUGUACAGCGUGAACGACAUUGCCUUUCAAAAUACCUAUGGAACAUUUGCGACCGUUGGAGCGGAUGGCGUCGUGACCUUUUGGGACAAGGACAACAAGCAGCGCCUCAAGGCCUUCAACGCGAUCCAGCAGACCAUUUCGUGUGCGGCAUUCAAUGCCCAGGGAAAUCUCUUUGCGUACGCCAGCAGCUACGAUUGGAGCAAGGGAUCCGGGUUCUACGCACCGGGGUCGACGCCCAACGAAAUUUUUAUCCACUACACGCCCGACGAGGAAAUCAAGCCCAAGGCGGCCAAGAAAAAAUAAACGAAUGAUUGGACGGAACGAAAUCGAAGGAAAUUGUAACAUAGUAUACUACGCAUAAGCAAGCGGGCGAGCAACUAAGCAAAUCGGAAUGCAUGUGUUUAUGGGCGCUGGGUCGAAGAUGGAUGGUAUUUCACAAUGGCCACUUUGUUCUGUUUGUUAUGUGCCUGCUUCGACAGCAAGGAAACAAUACACGUCGAAAGAGUUUAUCGAAAUUGCUUCCCUUGAACAUCAACAGCUAUUUCGAGCGCCGUAUUGCAUGUUCUUGGUUGAACAUAACGAAUCUGCAAAAUAUACAUCCACGAAAAAACUCACGCAACAGCACAGUUCCCGUUGUUACAAGGCUUGUACUUUUUUUCGAUAAUCGUGGUUACCAUAAGUACGGUUGGAUACAAAAAUGAGAA